This is a messenger RNA of Symbiodinium sp. CCMP2456, 8277 nucleotides long. The record is from the annotation of a GenBank genome assembly. Lineage: Eukaryota; Dinophyceae; Suessiales; Symbiodiniaceae.
GGCUACCGAGGGCGUGCCAGAGCCCUGCGCUGCUGACGGCGGCGCCCGCGAGGAACCAACCGGGACGCUGCCGACAACCCGCGUUUUGGCUUGGUUGCUUCUACUGACGACGGGCAUCGCUGUGCCCAGCAACCAAAGGAAAUUCGAAGCUGCUUCUGGGGCAGCAGGAGUUCACUCCCACGACACUGAGUACUACGAGCACAACGACCCAGAGCUCUACGUGAGCCACGUGAACCUUCUCUUUCUUCUUGAAUUCUCCGAUUACCCGAUUCUCCUGACGAAGAAGACAACGACCCGGGACUACGUGGACACAGCGGUGCCAGGAACUUGGACGUGCUCUGGAAGGAUUCAGAAGGUGUUCUCUGGGCUCCUAGUGAGUUUCGAGACUUACGGCCAGGAGUUCAAGUUCAACUACGAGGACCCCUUGUUCUACCUGAACAGCAUCAUGACGGAGAACAUGAGUUCCGGAGGCAUCCCGUUGCACGAGUUCAGACGGGAAGUUCCUCCAGGAUGGGCGCCGGGGAUACCAGAUUAUCCCCUCAGAACUUACUUCGAGCUGCAGGGCAAAGCUCAACGAUUGGGCAUGCAAUUGAGAUUGCCCAGACCGGACGGGACAAUAGACGUCGCAUCUGACGCGCUCGUCCGUUUAUCGGUCGAGGAAGUGCGAGAUCCUAUGGACCCAGGAACGGUGAUACAGCAAGCGAUCCCCUCCGGAGUUCAAGCCUUAUGCAAUGCUCUUCGUGAUGCCUUUGGCCUGAGCGACCAGGAACUGGUGAGCAAGGCCAUAGAGGAGUUCUUCGAGUUCAAGAGAGGCAAGCUGAGCCUUGCGGAGUACAGCAUAGAGUGGGACGCCAGGCUUGAGGAGGCAACGACGAGAGCAGGCUUGGAGCUGAACGAGGUCGGCAAGUUCUACGUUUUCUUCAGAGGAGGCGAGGGGCCUCGCGCUGAGAGGCUCAUCACCCGGAAGGACGAGCAUGGAGAAGCCUACUACCAGGACGACUUUGAAAGCCCAGACCGCGACGAAGAAUGGAGUGAUGCAUACUGGGCAGAUGAUGGAUGGUCUUGGGUCGAGAGCCAAGACUACUGGCUGGACGAUUCCGAGGGCUACUACGACUAUGACCUUGAGUCCUGGUACGAAGCCGAUGAGGGCUGGUUGGAAACGGACUACGACGUGAACUACGACGACCACCCGGAUUACCACAACGAGGCGGCCGAGCAGCACGGUGAGAACCCUGAUGGAACGACCUCGCCGAAAGCCUCUGAAAGCUUUCCCAUGAAAGGAAAGGGUUACGGCUGCUCGGUGUGCGGAUCCCGCUGGCACAAUGCAUCGUCGUGCCCGGUCGGAGGCGCAAAAGGCAAGAGCGGCUCGAAGGGGCCGUCGAAAGGCUACGGCAAGGGCUACGGCGACGGUGGAUACGGCAAGGGCAAGAAGGGCUACUCCAAGUCCAAGGGCAAAGGGAAAGGCAAGUGGCAGCCUCGCAAAGGCAAAGGCAAGUCCAAGGGCUACCACGGCUACGCAGAGAAAACUCUCACUCAGAGUUUCAAUGUUGGCAAGACAUCUUGGACCCCGGAGAAGCCCGCCAAGACCGUGCACUUCUGCAUGGACCACGACGAUCACAACCCGGUGAUCUCGCUUAAGAACAGGAACGAGGAGCCGGCAUCAGAGAGAGCUACAAGCAGCCAGGAACCAGUGGCUCCAGUUCCCAAGAAGCUCGACUUCACCUUCGCCACUUUCACCACGGAGGUCUACAACCACACGGCCUCCUUCCAUACGGUGCGCGGCGAGAAAAGACGAGGGCUACUGGUGGAUCCGGGUGCUGCGUCAGGUCUGAUAGGAAGUGAAACGCUCAGAGACCUACUCGAGCACUGCGUGUGUUAUGAUGCUGGAGAAGUUCGAUGGUGCCACGAGAAGACAAACAACGUCAGUGGCAUCUCUGGCACUCCAGAAGAGACGCUUGGAGAAGUGCAUUUGCCAUUGCACUUGGGCGACUCCCCAGGACUCUUCUCAGCAGACGUCUUGGGAGGUGAAGGAGAGACCAAUGCGCUGGAUGACAAGGCAGACUCGCUCGAAUCCGAAGACUACCACAUCGACUACCUCUGGCGUUUUUAUGAAGUUGGCAUCAUCACAGUCUGGGAAGUUCCGAAACCGCUUCCGUUGAUCGACAGCUGGUCCGUUGAGGAAGGACACUUGGUGCGACACCACUCGGUGCCGAGACGCAUUCUGUUCACACCUCAGUGUGCCGCAGACUUUCCAGUGGCACCGGAGUACUUACUCCAAGAGCGCACCACGUACAUGCAGAUGAUCCCCAGGAAGUGCGGCGAGACAGUACUAUCAGACGACUGGAGGAAGUCUCAAAAUCCAAACCGAGACAUGGAGCGGCUGUGGACAGGACGGACCGUGUUCAAGAUGAAGAAGAAGAAGGUCAUCAAGGACGAGCCAGAAGUGACCAAGGCACACACAACAAAGCUGAAUCCACAAGACUUUCCAAGCUACAGUGGAGACAUGUUUCCGGACCACUGGUCGGAGGAACGGUGCCAAUCGAUGCAGGAGAAGUACAGGGCCAUCCCGGAGGAGUUCUACACGAAAACCGGCAGAAGCCCGUCACGCAGUGGCCGGUUGAGCCUGAUGCUCUUGACAGCGUCGAUGAUGAUAGGAUUCCCCGUGGACUACCGCUACGGCUGGGAUCUUGCUCUACCACAACAUCACGAAUUACUUCGUCACUGCUAUCAGGAGUUUCAGCCAGCUCACAUCUUUGGAGCACCAACAUGCACUCCUUGGACGAAUGCCUCCAGCUCAAAGAAUCCUGAACUGCGACAAGGCGAGCGACGCGGAGAGCUGCCCACCUUGGAGUUCCUCUACGAGAUCAUGCUGCGCCAGCACAACUCUAAGCGGGGUUUCAGCUUGGAGCAGCCUUAUGGAUCCGACAUGCUGGUGGACAGACCCCUUGCUCGACUACGUGAAGUUGAAGGAGUUCGAGUUUGGAGGACAGAUCAGUGCAUGCUUGGAGCUCGUGACGAGAAGAACCAGCCAGUGCGGAAAUCAACAGCCAUCCUCAGCAAUCGCCGAUGGAAACAAGUUGUCAAAAGAUGUGACAACCAUCGUGGAGUACCGCACGGCAUUCUUCAGGGACAAGUUCGCGGGGUCAAUCGUACGGCGAAGGCAGCAGUGUAUCCCAAGCGGUUUUGUCAGUUGUACGGACAGGAUCUGUGGGCCACACUGCGGAAGGACAACGCUAUGGGUUGUAAACCUUGGCCGGCCGAGCUGCUAUGGACCCACUCGCUCUACUACUCCUGUGAGAAAUGUCAAAGAGGUCGUGCAGCACCACCAGUGGGCCAAUGUCGCUACGGUCAACCUGGCAUGCGACGCGCUCGCCAACAGGGUGAUGCCCCUGCAACUGCCGCAGGACCCACGACUUCUGUUCCGGCGACACCUGCGGAACCUCCAGAGGCACCACCGUCAGCUACAACACCUACGACCACUCCAGCGCCUAGGACGACCGACUUGGAAUCAGUCACGGGCCCUUUCAAGUUUUUGGCCCGCAACGGCGAUUAUUCUCGAGUUUCUCUGGAGUGUGAUCGCAGUGUUCCGUUGGACAGCGAGCAGCGUCUCUUCUUGAAGGCGGCGCUACUGCAGCCGACUGGCAUUUCCAUUUGUUUGGAGUCCGGCCUGGCGACACCGGGGCCGAUCUGGUGGGACAUCAACCGGAUGAUGGUGAACCCAGGUGGCAAUGAAGUAGCAGAGGAUGAAGAGCCAGAGCCACCACUUGAUGAAGGAGAAGAAUUUGAAGCGGUUCAGCAGGAAACCGACGACGGCGACAAGACCAUCAAGCCCCUCUUCGACUUCAAGAGAGUGUUUAAGAGGCUACAGAGCGGCCUGAUAGAGACGGACCCUGCAACAGCACGACGGCUCCUUCUUGGCCUUCAUGAGCGGUUCUAUCAUGCUCCCAUCGGCGACUUCAAGAGCAUGCUGUUGCGAGCCGGCUUGACAUCGGAUGUACUACCCCUAGCGGAGGAAGCUGUGAUGUCAUGUGCCAUCUGCCGCAAGUAUGUUCGGUUGCCCAAUCGUCUACAAGUACAGAUUGGAGCUGGAGCAGGGAUCUUCAACCACAGAGUUCAGAUUGACCUCUUCCAGUACAAGGAGGUCUGGAUCCUGCUCAUCAUUGAUGAGGCCACACGGUACAAGGCGGCAACCUCGGUGAUGUCGAAGGACUUCCAGGAGGUCACGAGGAAGAUGAUGGAAUGCUGGAUAGCCGUUUUCGGCCCUCCGUUUCAGCUGAUCAGCGACCAGGAGCAAAGCGUCAUGUCGCAUGAGGCCGGUCGUGAACUUGAACGACUUCAGAUAGAACGAGUUCCUAAGGGAACAACUGCUGGCCAAGCGGGCAAGCAGCACACCGGAACCGGUCUGGUGGAGCGACACAUAUGUCUUCUGGAGCUGACCAUGAAGAAGGUCGAGGCGGAAUUGGACAGACAAGGCAUAGCAAUUCAGCCCCACGAGUUGGCAAGGGAGUGCGCCAUGUCACACAACAUGAGCCUCAACUACGGUGGGGCAACUCCCUCCAUGGCAGUCUUUGGCGUGUUGCCGAGGCCCUUCUACCAGGAGGACGGCAACAGCAUCAUGGCUCUGUCGGGCGCUUUGCAAACCGAUGUGACUCCUUUCGAGCGAGCCUUGAGGAUUCGUCAGACAGCUCUCUCUAUGGUGCAGGCUGCUGUGGCUGAGGACAGAGUGGCUCGAGCAAACCGCUCAAGACCGCAUCAGCUCAAACUCGACGAGUUGAUUCCCGGCACCACUCUGGUGGACUACUAUCGCGAAGUUCAAGGAGAUGUCGGAUGGCGUGGACCGGCAGAGCUCCUCAAGUUGAACAGAGCGGAAGGCAACGCCAUCCUCAGCUACCAAGGACGGCCGUAUUUGGUGUCACUGCGUCACAUUCGCCCGCACCAAGCUGGCGUUUUCGUCACCAUGUCAGGAGUUCAAGAGCAAGACCUGGUGUACCUCCGGACCUUGGUCAACCAGCUCUCCCCGUACAAGGUGGUUACUGUUGGUUGGGUCAUGGACAAGAAGGAUGAUCUGGUGAUGUGGAGGAAGGCUUCGACGUCAUCGCUGGCAUUUGCGGAGACAUGGAGACGCAUUGUCUCAGUGGCAAGUUCCUUGUCCAGGCGGAGUGUUGGCGGCGCAAUGUUCGGACAAGGAGUCAAGACUCUGCAUCCUCCGAAGCAGUCCGUAGGAGUUCUGCUGUUCUGGAAGCAAGGAGAGGCACAGAUUCACUGCCACGAGCACAACAACGACAACCCCGUGACUAUGAAGAAGGUCACGGUCAUGACCAUUGACUCAAUGUGCUUCGUGUACGUUUUCUAUUACGCCUUCCUCAGCUACGAACCGGAGAAGACAAGCCGAGUUGUGCCAUCUGAAGGAUAUGAUGAUUCCUCCAUGCCAGAUGCCAGCGGGGUGGAAAACAGCAUGAUCUCCGAUGACUUGACCCCAUCGCGAUCCGGCGUGCCCAUGUCACCGACGUCACCUACUACCACUGUGGACGACACCAUGGACACCAACGAGGGCGACCACAAGAGGAAAGGUCCAGACAGUCGGACGGUGGUCAUUGCUCCUGAAAGCAAACGCAGCCGAUUGGAACAGUUGUUUAGCCAUGUCAGUUCCAACCACGUGUUCACGAGAUCACAGCAUGUGUUGGUGAACUUGUACUGGGUGAUGCACUGGACGCAAGUGAUCCCCCUGGACUACCCGCACAUUUGGCAGUCCUUCGAGAACUCGACCUAUGUGGCUCAAUGGGAUGCCUAUUUGAGCCGGCUGGGCGACUUGUCCAAUGUGGAAAAGCCCAAAGUUUCCCACGACUACCUGUUCGUAUGGCCUGGCAAGCAAGACUGCGAACUUUACGCGGACAUGCAGAACGGACAAGUGUUCAAGGUCGAUGAGAGCACGGACAACAUCGAUGAGGACUCCUGCUACGACAUCUGGGGCCAAGUGGAAGAGGCUGAUGCGUCCGAGGUUAAGCAGUUCGUGGAGACACAGUCCUUUGAACCUCGGCACCGCUCCUUCCUACCAGAUGACAUCGUUGUGGUAGACUCGGUGUGGGUCCGAAAGUGGAAGCGCAUGCCGAAUGGAAGCAGAAAGGUGAAAUCCAGGCUGUGCGCUCGAGGGUGCUUUGACCGUCAAAAGGACUUGCUAAGCACGAGAAGCACGACAGCCACGAGAUUGUCCCAGCGGAUAUUGGUUUCUUCCGCUUCUGUCUAUGAUCAGGAACUGGAAAGCUGGGACAUUAGCGGGGCAUUCCUCAAGGGGCUUUCCUUCGAAAAGGUUCGCGAGCUUCUUCGAGCUCGAGGAAUAAGGACGCCCAUUCGGAAAGUGGCCAUCGUGGCCCCAGCGAACGUCUGGCGCCAUCUGGCAUCGUUCGACCCGAAGUUUCGCAUCGACUUCACUCGGGUGAACGAGUAUGUGCUUUUGUGCAUCAAGCCAGUCUACGGCAUCUCGGAUGCUCCACUGGCUUGGCAGCUGUGCCUGCGCUCUCACUUCGAGGAGCAAAAGGGAGUUCCCUCGCUCACGGACGAGAACUACUUUUACUGGAGAGACUCCAAGGACCAGUGCAGUGCAGGCGUGACUACGCACGUGGACGACUGCGGUGCGGCUGGCAAGCGGAAAUGGCUGGACGAGCAGUACGAGCUCCUCGUCAAGAAGUUCGGCAAGGUCACUCGACAGAAGCUGCCCUUCGUCCACUGCGGAGUGCUAUAUAGCCGUACUCCCAACGGCUAUCUCAUGUCGCAGGACGAUGUCUGCGCGAAGCUCAAGCCGGCCCCGAUUCCUAAGGGCAAGAAGGACGAGGACCUCCUCACCGCGGAGGAAAUCACGAGCUUCUGCAGCAUCCUGGGCGGAUUACUGUGGCUUACGGCCACAAGGCUGGACCUGGUGUCCGAUGUCUGUCUACUCCAGUCACAGGUGACAAAGGCCAAAGUGGUUCACCUGAAGCAGGCCAAUAACGUCGUCAAGCGAGCCCAAGCCGAACAAGGCCAGCAUCUUGGGCUCCACUUCGCAAACUUCGACAGUAUCCUGGUUCUCUUGUGUGAAGACCAACUGGCCAGAACCAGUCGCAACGAGGAAGUCAUUCUCGAAGAUGACCAGACUCACCGUCUGGGAGGCACCGCGCAUAUCCUCUGGGCACACGGUGCCAAGGCCAAGAGGAUAAGCUACUCGACGUCUCAUGCUGAGACUCUGGCGGCAGUGUCUGGAUUGGAAGCAAGUACGCUGGUGUCUGUGCGACUGGCCGAGUUGAUGUAUCUCAAAGGACGCCCCAGCCUGCAGAUGCUGAUCGCCGCACAAGAACACGGCCUACAGCAACUUCCAGUUGACAGCAUGACCGACUGCCGGGAUUUCUUCGAGUUGGCCAGUGGCGACAAGUCGGUUCCUCAGGACAAGAAUCAGCGCUUGUAUGUCUUGGCGUUCAGGGAAGCAAGGAUGCUGGGACGACUUCGAUGGAUGACCCUAUGCCCAACCGAGUCGAUGACGGCCGAUGCACUGACGAAGUCUAUGCUUGCACCGCCGAUGAUGAAGUUGCUUAGCAGCGGCAUAGUUGACUUCUACAACGAGGGUGAGCACAAGCUGACGCUCCGAUCGCUUCCGCGACUUCCAACAGUGGAAGAACGACAUUUCGACAUGAUGGACAAGGAGCUCCUGAAGGAAGUCAGCACUCUGGCAGUGCCUGCUAUGUUGGCGACUACCAGUACGAGAUCUAUGUGGCUGGCGGUUGUGUUCGCUACUUUGGCUACUUCGGCCUCGGCGUCUACCACCAGCUCUACCUCCGGUACCACCACUGCGGCUCCGACGACGUCCUCAUGGGACGAGUGGAAAUGGCUCGUUACGAUGAUCAUUGUCAUCAUUUCCACCGAACGACUACUGUUUCAGUCAUUCAAGUUAUGGUGGCAGCAUCUCUGCAGGCGACGACUCCGCCGCGACCACAACGAGGCCACCGACAUGGACAUCGACGACCCGGUUACGACACCUGUCUACCUGGAUGUGGACAACGCCCACAUUGGCGAUGGAAUGUCAACCGACAGCGUCGAGUUAGCAGAGCUGAGACAGAGUCUCCAGUACUACAAAGACCUCAGCUACGAGCGGUGGCAGCAGCUGGAAAGGUCUCGUGAGCUGUGCGACAAUCGCUUCAAUACGAUUCAGCAGCUCUCACUACAGUUGCAACAGCUGCAGUCCGAGCGUGCCCAUCCGGCACUCAAUGAAGUCUUCACAACAGUCGCGACAGGAAAGACCUACCAUCGUAG